Messenger RNA from Microthlaspi erraticum, 1566 nucleotides. The record is from the annotation of a GenBank genome assembly. Lineage: Eukaryota; Viridiplantae; Streptophyta; Magnoliopsida; Brassicales; Brassicaceae.
AUGACCAAGACUGUUGAUGAAGCUAAGGUUCUUAUUGAGAAUCUUGCAGCUAGUGAUUGUAACAACUGUCCUGAUUAUGACCGCUCAAGCCGCACCACUACUAGCUCCCCUGAUUCUUUUCAAAUGACUGAACUCAAGAACAUGAUGGCUCAAGUUCUUAAGGGACAGCUCAAGCAUAUCAAUGCAAUAGAAGGGAUGAGUGAUGCUAAUGAAGACCCAUCAAGAGAAUGCAUGGGAGAUUUCUCUAAUGAAGCCAAUGAAGAAGAUGUGAACUACAUUGGAAACUAUGGGAACAAGGGAUACAAUCCAAGCUAUCGCCCAAACCCCAACAUGUCUUAUAGAAACCCCAAUGUGGAGAAUCCUCAAGACCAAGUGUAUCCUCCAAGGUAUCCACAACAACAAAGACCUCCUUACCAAUCUCAAGGAAGUCAAUUUCAGCCAAGGCAAGGAUAUGAGCAGAGAUCAUCAUAUCCGCCCAAGGAGCCAUAUGCUUCUUCACCAAAUCAAGCUCCUCCAAACCAACAAGGUGGGAGAUUUGAAGGAAUCCUCCAACAGAUCAUGGAUGGCCAGAAGAGAAACACUAAAGAGAUGUAUGAGAAGAUGGACACUUUGUUCAGCAAUCUCAACACCAAGUAUGAUGCUGUUGCCACUCAUGUGAAGAAACUAGAGACUCAAGUCACUCAAACUAUGGAAGCUGUUAAGAGACAGGAAGCUGAAUCCAAGAAGUCCUUUUGCAACUCAGCCGCCAUAGAAGAAAGAUUUGAAGACCAAGUUCCAGAAUGGAUGCUUUCAAAACCUACUGUUGAUUGCAUGAUUUGGCCUGAAGAGAAUUACCCAGAGAGAGAGUCCAAUCGAGCUAGAAAGAGAAGACUCUUCCCAAAGAUUAUCCCCAAGACAGAUAACUCAGGAAAGUUUGUGUGCCUUGUAUCAUCAAAGAUUGGAAAUUGCUCUAUCCCUACUGAUUUCCAGAUUGUGGAAAUGAGAGAGAGUAGCCAUAGACCUCUCAUAUUUGGAACCCCUUUCCUGUCUACUGUGGGUGCCAUAUUUGAUUUCCCCAAUCAAAGAAUCUCUUUCAACAAGGUGAACAAGGGUAUGUUCUUCCCUAUGUGUUCAACAAAGAACUCUUUUGUUGACAUGGUCCAAGAGGAGAAAGCUACUUUGAAGCCACCCCAAGAAGGAGAAACUGAAGAAACAAUCAAGGAAGAUCCCAUUCCUAAGCCCAAGCAGCUUGCCAAACAAGCAAGGAGUAAGACUAAGGCCCCUACACCAAAACCGCCCAAGGGAUCAACCAAGAUUGAAGAUGAGGCCAAGCCAAGAAGAAGGUUAGAAAAGCCUAGGUCUGGCCGCAACAUGAAGCUUCUAUUCCCAAAGGAGCUUAUUGAUGAGAAUCUAGAAGGAUUCAAGGAGAAAGUGACAAGAACUCUAAAGCUUUUUCCUAAGGCAGUAGUGCCAAGGGACAUUCAUGGAGAGAUUGUCUAUCCAGCUGUGAAUCACCCACCAGAUACUCAUUGCAAGGAGAAAAGACUUGGAGGAUCAAAGAUGCCUCUUGUCUCCAUCUUCUCCUGA